Molecule: messenger RNA, 990 nt
Organism: Paramecium tetraurelia
Lineage: Eukaryota; Ciliophora; Oligohymenophorea; Peniculida; Parameciidae
Exons: 1
Source: RefSeq, a predicted model, not a curated record
AUGUCAAGAUUUAAACCUAAAGUGUACGAGGCUUUUAUAUAAAGAUAAAAAGAACAAUAAUAUAUUGUAAUAAACCCAAAUGAAUUAUCAAUUGGUUUAGAAUCUGACAUAGAAGUGAUUUCCAAAAAAGUAUGCUAUGAAAGUUAGGAAAGUUGUUAAAAUUCUGAAUUCCUAUAAUCAUUCCAAAAUCAAAUUGAACCCGAUUAUAAUUCUAUUGCAAACAAUUGUUCAGGUAAUUUAGAAAUUUAGCCUAUUAUUAUUUCUAAUUAAUUUGUCACCAAUAAAAACAACAAAAAUACAACCUAAUCGAUUGAUAUUAAUCAAGAACAUGAAAUGAAUAUCCAUUAGUUAGAAAUAAAAAAUCUUGGAAAUAUUUGUUUAGCCGAUUACAAAGAAAAGCCAAUCAAUUCGAUUCCUCAAUAAAAUGAUGUAUUAAAAGAAAAUAUCUUAUUUAAACUACUACAAAAAAGAGCAAAGCCCAAAUCAUAAAAUGAUUUUAAUAAAAGUACUUCUAACAGUUCACAGAUUUCAUAAACACAAACCAGAUCAAAAAGUAGAAAAAUAAAACAGGGCUCACAAAUUUAUAAUGAUAACAAAGAAAAAAACAGAUCUACUUCAUAGCAAGAAGAAUUACCCACAGAAAUCAAAUCAAUGGGUAUUAAUAUUUUUGAAAAUAAUAAAAAAAAUCCCCCUAAAUUUUAAUAAAGUUAAGAUAAAAUUAACUCCAAAGUUAAUUAAUAAAUUGAAAUAUUAUCUAAAAAUGAAUUAAAUAACAUUUAAGGUGCUAGCAAAGGUAAGAUUCAAAAAACCUCUAAAGGUGAUGUUUUUCCAAAUACUAGGUUGAAGAAUUAAUAAAUUGAAUCCAAAGAAAAACAUAUUUAACAAGGAAUAAUCAAGACUAGAUUGUAGGCUUCUUUAGAUAACGUAUAAAAACAGAUGGACACAAAGAAUAUAUAAAUAAGAGAGAAAUAGAAAAUAAAAAAGAGAUGA